Messenger RNA from Lolium perenne, 5176 nucleotides. RefSeq names its product DNA-directed RNA polymerase V subunit 1. The record is from RefSeq and is a predicted model, not a curated record. Gene Ontology annotation, biological process: DNA-templated transcription. Lineage: Eukaryota; Viridiplantae; Streptophyta; Magnoliopsida; Poales; Poaceae. Gene Ontology annotation, molecular function: DNA-directed RNA polymerase activity; DNA binding.
GUCGGUAAAAGACCAAUCACGCGCUAACGCUUACUCAACACACCAGCGAAAAUAAAAGCUCGGUCACUCCCAACGUGUGGCGUGGUUGGGUGCUGCCGUCAGUAGUGAACACCCAAUACUAAGCUAGCUUCAUUAGCUCCAUCUCCCUCCCACUCAACUUAGUUUCCUGCUUCCACACACUGAUCGGCGCAAGCGCAGCUCGGCCGCAGCUAGCUUCUGGUCGUUCCCGCGCACUGUGCCGGCGCCGGAGACAAUGAUGGAGGCCGGCGACGACGAUCCUGCCUUCGUGGCGCAGGGCUCCAUCACGGGAAUCAGGCUCACCGUCGCCUCCAACGAGGAGAUCGUGAAGGCGCAGCCGAUGAACGAGGAGUUCCCGCUGAAGCACCCGAACCAGCUCUCCGGGAACCCGGCGCUGGGCCUCCCGCUGCAGUUCGGCCGAUGCGACUCCUGCGGCGCUGCCGACCUCGCCAAAUGCGAAGGUCAUUUCGGGUACAUCAAGCUGCCGGUGUCCAUCUACCACCCGAGCCAUGUCGACGAGCUGACCAAGAUACUCAACAUGAUAUGCUUCAGCUGCCUCCAGUUCAAGAACUGCAAGAAGCAGGAAAGCGUGGGAAAGAAGAGCAACUUCAGUGCAUGUCCACACUGUCAGGAUCUCCCACCGCUAAAUGUUGCAGAAGUCAAGAAAACCAAUGGAGCCAUAAGCUUGGAACUGAGAGUGCCAGCCAGGGAAGAACUGGAAGAGGGAUUUUGGAGCUUCCUUGAUGAAUACGGCUUUCACACGAAGGGCAGCUCUCGCCGCCGCCGUUUAUUCCCAGAAGAGGUUCAGAAAAUAAUGACAAAGAUCCCUAGAGAAACAAAAAGGCAACUUGCUGUUAGGGGAUAUAUUCCCCAGGAUGGAUUUGUGAUGAGCAACCUCUCUGUUCCACCAAACUGCCUUCGCACUUUCAAUGUUCUAGAUGAAGCACUAUUGUGCUCUCCUGAUGCCUCCACAAGCUUGUUAAGGAAAGUCCUACGCAUGGUACACGAAAUAAACAGCUCAAGGGUUGGCCCUCCAACCUCUCAAGAACAUGAAGUGGAAGCAGAAGAUCUUCAGGCAGCCAUCGCUGACUACAUCAAGCUUUCAGGAACAGCACAGGGUCCUCGAGAUGUGACCUUUGGAAAUCAGCCUGCAGCAAAACAAUGGCAGCAGAAGAUGAAGUCACUCUUCAUCAGCAAGAGCUCAAGCUUCUCAUGCCGUGCUGUGAUCACUGGCGACCCGUACAUUCCAGUCAAUGUAGUAGGACUGCCUGAUAAAGUAGCAAGAAGGAUGUCAGUGCAAGAGCGCGUGACAGACCAUAACAUUGCUAAGCUUCAAGGCAUGAUGGAUAAAGGCCUCUGCCUGACAUAUGAAGAUGCUAAUUCCAACACGUACUCCUUGGAUGUCGGGAAAGCGAACAAGAAACGAAUUAUACUGAAGGUUGGUGAAACUAUCGACCGAAGAAUUCUAGAUGGAGAUAUCGUAUUUCUCAACAGGCCACCAAGCACCGACAAGCACGCGGUCCAAGCUUUGUAUGUCCAUGUACAUACUGAUCAUACCAUCAAGAUCAACCCCCUGAUAUGUGGCCCACUUGGAGCAGAUUUUGACGGCGAUUGCGUCCACAUCUUCUUCCCAAGGUCAGUGAUAGCAAGGGCUGAAGCUACAGAGCUUUUUAUUGUGGAGAAUCAGCUGGUGAGCUCGCACAAUGGAAAGCUGAAUUUUCAGCUCAAGAAUGAUUGUUUGUUAGCAAUAAAGAAAAUGUCUGGUAGAAUCUAUUCCAGAAGGGAAGCCCACAACUUUAUAAACGCGAUGUUGGCAGGAGGGAUGACUCCCAAUAAGCGACUAUCAGGCGGACCAAAGUGGAGUUUCAAUCAGAUUCUGGAGACCUUACUACCAGAGGAAGACAAAUUGUUAGUCAGAGAUUUGGUUGCUGGUACUGUUACUCUGUCAUCAAUUCUGUCUAUGAAGAAUCUAAAGGAGGCAAUCGAGUUUCUGAAUCUUCUGCAGCCCCUCCUAAUGGAAUCGAUACAUACAGAUGGUUUCAGCAUAAGCCUGAGAGACUUUGAUGUCACAAAUCCAAUACCAAAGACAAUUCAGAAUAGCUCAAUUGAUAUUGACAAGUUCCGAGAACCAAUCGUGGACUUCAUCACUCAUUCUUCUGGCCUUUCUUGGUUGGUUGAUCCAAAGAGUGAUUCUGCCGUGAACAAAGUAGUGGAGCAGAUUGGCUUCUUGGGCCACCAGCUGCAGCGCAGCGGAAGACUAUACUCUACCAGCUUAAUGGAGGAUUGCUUAUCCAAAUAUGAGAGCAAGUGUGGCAGCAGUACCAAUGGUUUUAUCAGGAGCUCAUUUUACAAUGGACUGAACCCAUAUGAGGAACUACUCCAUUCAAUAUCUGCAAGGGAGAAGAUAAUACGCGCAUCAAAAGGACUUGUGGAGCCAGGGAAUCUUUUCAAGAAUAUGAUGGCAAUGCUCCGAGAUGUCGUAGCAUGCUACGAUGGAACCAUACGAAAUUUGUGUGGGAACUCGGUUGUUGAGUUUGACGCGGAAAAUUUGUCAAGUACUGUGACACCAGGAGAUUCUGUUGGUAUCUUGGCAGCCACUGCAGUUGCAAAUGCUGCAUACAAGGCAGUUCUAGACCCAAAUCAGAACAACAUGACCUCAUGGGAAUCGAUGAAGGAAAUACUACUUACCAGGGCUAGCUCUAGAACUCAUGAAAAUGACCGAAAGAUGAUUUUGUAUCUGAGCAAAUGCUCUUGCGGGGAGAGCUUUUGCAUGGAAAGAGCAUCACUCGCAGUUCAAGCCUGCUUAAAGAGAAUCAAAGUAGAAGAUUGUGCCACUGAGUUCUCAAUCCAGUAUCAGAAGCAUAUAAUGCAAGCAACACCUUGUCUUGUUGGUCAUAUUCACCUUGAUAAGAAGCAACUGCAUAAGAUGAACAUUACUAUGGAAGAUGUUCUUCUGAAAUGCCAGGAAGCUAUUUAUAAACAGGGAAAGAAAAAGGGGCAGGGGAAUCAAGUUUUAAAGAGAAUUGCACUGAUUUCAAGCGAAUGUCUAUGCUACAAGGAUGGAGAUGCUGAGAAAUCCUUUUGCUUGCAGUUUUUCAUGACUGAAAGUGUCACCACAGAAAUAUCUGAAUCUUCUGAGCGAAUUGUUCAUUUGAUGGUCAAUACCAUUUCUCCUAUACUCUUGGACACAAUUAUAAAAGGUGAUUCGCGAGUCCAGGAGGCCAACAUAAUAUGGGUUGAACCACAAGCUGCAUGUUGGAUCCAGAACCCUGACACGGAACAGAAGGGUGAAUUGGCACUGGAAAUCACAAUGGAUAUAAUCUCAACUGGAGAGAGUGGUGGUGCCUGGGGAACAGCAAUGGAUGCAUGCAUCCCUGUGAUGGAUCUGAUCGACACUACCAGGUCUGUGCCUUACAGCAUCCAACAAGUUCAGCAAGUUUGUGGAAUUUCCUACGCCUUCAGUCGAGUCACACAGCACCUUUCCAAGUCAGUUGGAAUGGUUACAAAAUCAGUUCUCAAAGAGCACCUAACAACUGUGGCAAGCAGCAUGACCUGCACAGGUAAGCUGCACGGCUUCCACAGCUAUGGUUGCAAGGCCACAUUCCAGUCCCUGAGGAUUCAGGCACCCUUCAUGAAGGCUACGAUCUCUAGACCAAUGGAAUGCUUUCAGGAGUGUGCAGAGAAGGUCUACUCUGAUCAGCUGAAUAGUGUUGUGUCCACCAGCUCCUGGGGCAACCGUGCAGCAAUAGGGACUGGUUCAGCCUUCGAAAUCCACUGGAAUGAUCCCAGCCAGAGAGCUGGCAAUGGAAAUCUUGGAGGAUAUGGUUUAUAUGACUUCCUUGCCGCAGUAGAAACAGCAAGAGCCACAGAAGAUAACACAAUUGGUCCCCUCGGUUCCUGCUUGUAUGAUGUUGACAAUCUUCAAGAGGAUGAAGUAUUACUUUUGGGAGGAAAAAGUCCAAUCUCUUGGACGGACAAGCCAAAAGUGGACCUAAUGUUUCCUAAUCUUCAGGGUAGGAGGACUGAACGACAGCAAGAAACAAGGCAAAUUAAGAGUAACUGGAGCCCAGCUGCAAAUUGGCAACAUAAUAAACAUACUGCCACAGGAUUUGCCGGGAAAGUUUAUACAAGAAGGCAGCCUAACAGUAAUUGGAACUCAGGUGCAACACAGCAAGAUGAUAACCCAGGUUGGAACCAAGCAAAUGCCGCAGGACCACAGAACUUUGACAUUACAGGGUCAUCCAGCUAUGGUGGAUGGAACGGGAAGCCUGGUAAUCUUGGUCAAGGUUGUGGUAGGGGUGCAGUGUGGAAAUCAGAGGGAUCGCACCUUGGAGGUAGUAACAGUAGGUGGAAAGCCCAGAGAGCAAACACCACAGGCGCACAGAACUUCCCCAUUUCAGGACCACCUAACUCUGCGGGGUGGAACACGAGGACUAGUAAUUUUGGUGCAGGUGGUGGCAGAGGAGCAGCAUGGAAAUCAAGUGGACCAAGCCGUGGAGGUAGGAAUAGUAGAAACCGUGGAGGUAGGAACAGCAAUACUGGACAGAGAGGGAGUUCCAGUUUUACACCAGAGGAACAGCGGAUACAUGCUCAAGUUGACCCAAUCCAGAAAGAAGUAAAGAGGAUCAUCCGUGACUCAAGGGAUGGCAUUAAGCUUUCUGAAAACGAUGAGAAGUUCAUCGUCGAAAAUAUUCUCAGUUACCAUCCAGAGAAGGAAAAGAAGGUGGCAGGACACGACAACUACAUUACGGUUGAUAAGCAUAAAAAAUACCAUAGCAGCAGGUGCUUGUACGUCAAGUCCUCAGACGGCUCCUCUCAAGAUUUCUCCUACAAGAAGUGCCUAGAGAACUGGAUCAGGAUUCACUACCCACAUGCUGCAAAUUCAUUCUGCAGAAAGUACUUCCAAGGAUGAACAGUACCAUGUUCAUUUGCCUCGAACCGCGCUUGCCUGUGGUAGUGGAACCUCUAAACCCCUAAACUGACCGCAUACAGGAUUUCUGUGGUCUCAGAUGUCCACAAGCUUGUAUGGUUCCAUAUGAUUCAAAACAUUAUGUAACUGUGAUGCUAUUUCCAAACAUACGGAAACUAAUUCUGGCAUACAUGAUUUCUGUGGUCUCAAUGUCCACAAACUUCUAAAAUUUGGCAUGUUCGAAAAACA